AUAAACAACAUCUAUUAGAUCUCCUUAAACUAAAAUAGAACUGCAGCGUUUUGAAUUUGUUGUAAAUAUUUUAACAUUGGCUUCUUAAAAGUUUGAAAAAUAUCUGCUCGUCAUGUCUUUACGCUCCGCCAGUGCACUCACCGCGUUAGUACUUGCAACAAUUAGCUGCGCUGCUACUCAGGACCAGAAUACCGAGCAAUUAUUUGGCGAUAUUUACUACGAGAUCGGCAGCUUCUCCUUCCGGCAUAGCGAUCCAAGUGUCAGUGGCAACAAGUGCCAGCGUGAAGUGCCCGCGCGCUUCUUUAAAACCGCUCCAGAUGCUCCUAUACGCGGUAAUGGCUCCACCAUUCACUGGCAGCGCAUCGAAGUCUGUUGUGAGGGUUACGUGCGAUCCCGUUACGAUAGCGAUCAGUGCGUACCAGACUGUUCAGCCGUCUCACCAAAUAACUGUCGCAAUGGUUUCUGUCACGCACCCAAUCAAUGCGAGUGCUUUGCGGAGUUCGUGCGCAAUGAACGCGGCGAAUGUGUACAGACCUGUCCGAUUGCCUGUGAACAUGGACGUUGCUACUUGAAUGGCACCUGCCUGUGUGAUCCUGGUUACAGUUUGGAUUUGGAGACUAGAAAAUUUUGUCGCGCCCAAUGCCCUCAUGGUUGUGGCACACAUCAGGAUUGCAUAGCGCCGGGACAGUGCGCUUGUGCGGAGGGUUACAAAAUGACACAGGACUUGGGUUGUCAGCCGGUUUGCAUACCCGAUUGUGGGCAUGGCAAAUGUGUUGGUCCGAAUAAGUGCGAGUGCUUUCACGGUUACAUUAAGCGGCCCAUGCGGAAUGUGUGCGAGGCUGAGUGCUAUAUAAGCUGCGAAAAUGGUUUCUGUGAAUCGCGUUCUAAUUGUCAGUGUCGCAAUGGCUACAAAUACGAUGCAGAUACGACCAGCUGCUUGCCGGAUUGUGGCGACAACUGUCAGGAUGGUAUAUGCGUGGGAUCUGGAGUGUGUAAAUGCUUCGAAGGCUAUGAGUACAGGGAGUCAAAUUGUGAGCCGAAAUGUAACAGGGACUGCGGCUUAUAUGGCCAGUGCUUGGAACCGGGCGCAUGCGGCUGCAAACUAACAAAACAGCUCUGUAGGACAGGACUCUGCGACCGAAAUGGGCGCUGUGUGUGUCCAAUUGAAAUGACGCAUUUCAUCGAUAGAUGCAUCAAGGCGACGCAACUGAACGAGCUUUUGAAUAGCAAUCAGCAAAGAGAGUAUUUUAAUCGACAGCUGAAACGUGAAUUUGAGACACUGAUUGGCGGCAGUUUCCACUUUAUGCAACAAGCAAAAUAAAAAUUGAAUCUUUUUAUUAAUCCCUAUUUAUAAAUU
This is a messenger RNA of Anastrepha obliqua, 1357 nucleotides long. RefSeq names its product epidermal growth factor-like protein. Bases 113 to 1321 code for a protein of 402 amino acids. The record is from RefSeq and is a predicted model, not a curated record. NCBI's taxonomy places the organism in Eukaryota, Metazoa, Arthropoda, Insecta, Diptera, Tephritidae. The transcript has 4 exons.